Molecule: messenger RNA, 990 nt
Organism: Paraphaeosphaeria sporulosa
Lineage: Eukaryota; Fungi; Ascomycota; Dothideomycetes; Pleosporales; Didymosphaeriaceae
Exons: 3
Coding region: 1-990 (329 amino acids)
Source: RefSeq, a predicted model, not a curated record
AUGGCGCAGACAACUGCGUGGUCGCUGACCGUAAUCGCACUCUUGACGACGCUUGGUCGGUUCGCCAUCCAUUGGCAUCGCCGCCAACGCAUCGCAUGGGAUGACUUCUUCAAUGGGCUGGCAAUGGCCUUUCUGCUGGCUUUCACCGGCACGUAUCAGGUGUACGGUCCGACAGACUACACCAAACAGCUCUAUGCCAUGGGCCUCAUCAAAGAAGACGAAGUCGUCCACAGCGACGAAAAAAGAAAUGCAAAGUACAAUGCCGCGAAUGCGCUUCUCUUCUGGUGUGUUGUCUAUGCUGCAAAAGCGAGCUUUCUGGCCUUGUAUUGGCAUAUCUUUGCCUUUUCGACAAAGUUCCGGAUCGCAUGGGCCGUGACAACGGCCUACAUCCCCACGAGCUUUGCGAUUACCUUCAUGUGGUCAUUCUUUCUGUGCGGCAAUCCGAAGUACUUUCCAGACAUUCAACCUCAAUGUCAUGACAACGCCCCCGCCAUGGUCGUCCCAAUGCUAUCAGCUUGGUGCGCAUUAGAUUUGAUAGGAGAUCUUCUCCUGGUCGUACUCCCCUUGGCCAUGCUCCGGCCACUCCUAAUGCGCACAGCGCAAAAGCUCGAGCUCGCCAUCAUCUUCCUGCUCGUAGCCGUCAACAUGGUGCUCACGAUUCUCCGCACCGUGUACAGCAUCGAUGUGGACCUGGCAAGAUUUCCCGAUCAAAAUGUGCUGUGGUGCUUUCUGCAGGCGAGCGGCGCCGUCAUUGUCUGCGCGCUGCCGUGUUACCGUGGAAUUUUGACGAGGAAGAAACCUGACUCGCUGAGCAGUGAUGGCUUGAACACCAGCGAAUCUGAGUUCGCGGAUAUUUGGCAGAGGUAUCUGAUUAGUAUUGGAGAGCACAAGGAGGGCAGCAGGACGGAGAGGGAGAAGGAUCUCGAAGCUGGUGUCACGAAGGGGUCAUCAGGGACGCAGACGCAUAUAUCUGAGAUAGCCCGAGCUUGA